Odocoileus virginianus texanus is the source of this 894-nucleotide messenger RNA. RefSeq names its product RNA-binding protein with serine-rich domain 1-like. Gene Ontology annotation, molecular function: RNA binding. Gene Ontology annotation, cellular component: nucleoplasm; cytoplasm; ASAP complex. Gene Ontology annotation, biological process: mRNA splicing, via spliceosome. NCBI's taxonomy places the organism in Eukaryota, Metazoa, Chordata, Mammalia, Artiodactyla, Cervidae. The record is from RefSeq and is a predicted model, not a curated record.
AUGACUCCGUCUCCCAUCCCACGCAAAGAGCGCUCUGAGGAGCAGUCCGCGGAUCGCUGUAGAGAUACAGGCGCCACCCAGCAGUCCGGCGAGAAGGACCGAGGCAGGGAUAAAGCUCGGAAGCGGCGCAGGGCCUCGGGCGGUGGCAGCAGCUCGGGGGCGCGGUCCCGCGCGGGCUCCAGCCGCGGCUCCAGCUCGCCCUCAGCAUCCGGCCGCUCAGGACGCUCCAGUGGGUCCCGCAGCUCCAGCUCCAGCAGCUCCCCCGGCUCUCCAAGGCCUUGGCGCCCCCGAGACCACAGGCGGCGGUCCGGUUCCAAACCCAAACCACCUGGACGAGACGAGAAGGGAAGCAGAAGGCGCAGCCCCGCCCCUAAGCCCACCAAAGUGCACGUCGCGAGGCUCACCCGGAAGGUGACCAGGGAGCACAUCCGGGAGAUAUUCUCCACCUUCGGGAGAGUUAGAGAGAUCGACCUGCCCAGAGAAAGGAUGCGCGCGCAUCCGUCUCAAGGCCACGCCUACGUGGAGUUCGAGAAUCCGGAAGAGGCUGUGAAGGCGCUCAAGCACAUGGACGGAGGGCAAAUCGACGGCCGGCGGAUCACAGCCACAGCCGUGCUGACCCCCCCGGCCCUAGCCACCCCCAGGCGACUGAGCCCUCCCCGGAGAAUGCUGCCACCGCUCUCCACGUGGCGCAGGCUGAGGAGGAGCAGGUCGCGUUCCCCUUGGGGCAUCCCCGAGCGCCGGCUACCCCGCUACUCCCGCCGCCCCCGUCACUGGAGCGGCCCAAGCUCCAGCUCCUUGCGAAGGAAGAUGGAAAAGUACUCAGGAUUGAUUCAAGGGCGGCAGGAGCUGAGAGGCCAUGGCAGCAUUCCCCGGUCACGGUGGAAGUGUUCCUAG